Dichomitus squalens LYAD-421 SS1 is the source of this 4729-nucleotide messenger RNA. RefSeq names its product RNB-domain-containing protein. Gene Ontology annotation, cellular component: P-body; exosome (RNase complex). The coding region runs from base 1 to 4407 and encodes 1468 amino acids. The record is from RefSeq and is a predicted model, not a curated record. Gene Ontology annotation, molecular function: 3'-5'-RNA exonuclease activity; RNA binding. Lineage: Eukaryota; Fungi; Basidiomycota; Agaricomycetes; Polyporales; Polyporaceae. The transcript is spliced from 10 exons.
AUGACGGACGAAAUCACCCCCCAGACACAGCAGACGCUGCCCAAGAAAGACGACAAGAAGCAGCAGCCGUCUAACGGCUCUGUUCAACAGGGCGGCAACAAACCAGCCCCCAAGAAGAACGGCCCUACUUCUCGCUCGACCUCUGUCGGCGCAGGCGCGGGCAGCGCUCGGCCCUCCUCACGGUCGAGCAAUCCGAGCAGCAGGAAGCCCAGCAACGCCCAGGGCGCCGCAGACUCAGGCUCCGAGUCUGCCAACACCCGCAAGAACAACAACAGCGGCGACGGCAGGCAGCGCGGCAAGUCGCAGUCGGGCCGCGGUGGAGGGCAGCAGGGUGGAGGACACAAGAAGGGCCAGUCGACCUCGCAGGGUAACCGUGGUCAAGGCGGGGGAAACAGGCCGAAACAGCCCUCCCCCGUCCCGCCCGCGACGAGCGAGAGCAGCGAUGCGCUCUCGUCGCUCCAGCGCGUUAUCGCGGACCUCAAGACGACCUCCCCUCCCAGCCAGCAGGGUAGUCUCCAGUCCCUCGCCGCGGCUUCUAACCUUCCCGUGAACGCCCCCGUGUUUCAGCCCGGGGCGCAAGCCUUCCCCAGCUCCGGCCACGAACAGCCCCCGCGUCACCGUAAGGCGGCCUCGCUGGGUGCGUCGUCGCUCAGCGGCGGGCUGGGUUAUUCCCCGAACCUCGGCUCGAUGAUGGAGGAUGUGGAGGACGGACAGGGAACGACGAUCAUCGAAGAGGGAGAGAUCCCAGAGAAUGCUUACCAGACUGGGCACCAGCGCCGUUCGCUGUCACAGAGCUUCAAUCCACCUCGCUUCCAAGCCCUUGCUGCUCAACAGCAGCAAGAUCAGGGAGACAUCGUUGGUCCGACCGGCCGCCCACAACUCGCGCCCAACUUCAUGUUCGGAGCGCGCAGACGUCCUAGCUCGAACCUCACGAUGGGCCCUCCAAUCAACGAGGAGGACGUAGGGUUCCAGUUCCCCCAGCAGAACCAGAACAACAACUUCGGGAACCUUGAGGAUGGCCACAGGAAGCCCGACGAGCGUGGGGACAUCUCUGGGAUUAUGGCAGAGCAGAUCGCUAUUCAGAGCCAGAUUGAGGCGUUGCAGCAGCAGCAACAAGCCCUCUAUCAGCAGCAGCUCGCCUCAAACCAGGUGCUCUCCUUCCAGACGAGUGGUCUCGCGCCUGGCCGCAACGUACACCGUCGUGUCCACAGCACUGCCGUCCCGUCGAUGAAUGCGGGCCUCGGUGCCUUUGGUGGUCCACAGACCGCCAUGGGCCAGUUCGGGAGUCUUGGCGGCUUGGGUAUGGGUCUCGAUGGACAGUCAUCGUCUGUUCCUCGUGGGCACGGAAGACGUCACAGCGUCAAUGUCCUUAACAAGACAAGCGGUCAGCCCAGCUUGGCUGCUCUCGGCUUCUCUCACAGCGCAGACGGCUUUGACGAUGGCUUCGCGCCUCCUGUUGGCCUUGGCGGCUCUGGCCACUCUCGCUCCGAUUCCAGCUGGCGUAUCAAUGGUGGUUUGAACAACCUCCAGGGAGGCGGCAACUUCGCAGCCGACCUCGCUCAGGCUCAAGCUCAGCUCCAGAGUCUGCAGCAGUUCCGUGCGGCUGCUGGCGGUCACCACCAGAAGGCCAUGUCCUUCAGCUUCCCGAACAUGCUUCCGAAUAUGAUGGCGGCCAACAUGAUGGGCCUCGGUCUGGGUGGCAUCAACCUCCUUCAGCAGCAACAGCAGCAGUUCCAGUCUCAGCUUCAACAGCAGUCUAGCCAACCCCAACGCAAGUCGCUUUUCGCUCCCUAUCUCCCUCAGGCCUCGCUUCCCCCGCUUCUCGCGGCUGGUAAGCUUGUGGUCGGUAUCCUACGAGUCAACAAACGUAAUCGGUCGGAUGCGUACGUCGCGACGGAAGUCCUGGACGCCGACAUCUAUAUCUGUGGCUCCAAGGACCGCAACCGUGCCCUGGAAGGUGAUAUCGUCGCGGUUGAACUGCUUGACGUCGACGAAGUUUGGGGCACCAAGAAGGAGAAGGAGGAGAAGAAGCGCAAGAAGGAAGAAAACUCUGCGUACGAUCUGAAGGGCGCUGCUGGCCGCAAGAACGACAAGAAAAAGGAUGAUGUCGAGGUUGAAGGACAGGGCUUGAUGCUCUUCGAGGAUGAGGAGGUGACCGACGACGUGAAGCCGCAGUUCGCUGGCCACGUCGUGGCGGUCGUCGAACGCAUGCCCGGGCAGCUGUUCUCCGGAACGUUGGGUCUGCUCCGUCCGUCGUCGGCAGCUACCAAAGAGAAGCAGGAGGCUGAACGCCGCGAGAGAGAGGGUGACAGGGGCGACGAACCCCGUCGUCCUAUUGAGCGUCCCAAGAUCGUUUGGUUCAAGCCCACUGACAAGCGUGUUCCCCUCAUUGCCAUUCCCACUGAGCAGGCGCCCCCCGACUUUGUGCAGAACUCCGAGGCGUACGCCAACAAGCUGUUCGUUGCCUGCAUCAAGCGUCAUCCUAUCUCAUCCCUUCAUCCCUUCGGUACCCUCGUUGAAGAACUCGGUCCGAUUGGCGACAUUGAGGUCGAGACUAGUGCGCUUCUCAAGGAUUGUAACUUCCCCACGGAGGAGUUCAGCGACAACGUGAUCAAGUGUCUUCCUCCCACACCCUGGUCUAUUCCCGAGCGCGAGUUCGACGUUCGCAAGGAUCUCCGCAGCGAGCGUGUCUUCACUAUUGACCCCGACGAUGCUAAGGACUUGGACGACGCUGUGUCGGUCAAGGCCAACGAUGACGGCACCUACGACAUUGGCGUUCACAUCGCAGAUGUGUCGUUCUUCGUCAAGCCAAACACGGCUCUCGAUCGUGAUGCAAGGAAGAGGGCAACCAGCGUUUACCUCGUGCAACGCGCUGUCCCCAUGCUUCCACCUACUUUGAGUGAGCAAGUCUGCAGCCUUCUUCCCGGCCAGGACCGCCUCGCGUUCUCCGUCAUCUUCACGAUGAGCAAGGAUGCGAAGGUAGUCAAGAAGUGGUUCGGCAGGACAAUCAUCAAGUCCGCUGCGAAGCUCUCCUACGCUAAGGCCCAAGAUCUCAUUGAUGGGAAGACGCUUGGUGAUUUUCCUGUCGAUCCAGCGCACGAUGCCGAGGGUAUAGCCCACGAUAUCAAGGUCCUACACGACAUCGCCAAGCAGCUCCGUGAACGCCGCUUCCAGAACGGUUGUGUGAAGACGCACUCUCUUCGUCUGGCAUUCAAGCUCGAUGAGAACGGUUUGCCCAUCGACUGUGGCCAGUACCAGAGGAACGAGGCCAACAAUCUGAUUGAGGAGUUCAUGCUCCUGACCAAUAUUGCUGUUGCCCAGCAAGUUGCCGUCCAUUUCUCUGAGCAAGCCAUGCUCCGUAGGCACGACAGCCCUAUUGAGCGUCGUCUUAACGCGUUUGUCGAGCGCGCUGCGCGUCUUGGGUACAAGGUGGACACGUCUUCUGUCGCCACCCUCAUGAAGUCUCUCGAGACCGUCGAGGACCCUACGGCACGCACCAUCCUGGAGCUCCUGCUCCAGAAGGCUUCGCCUCGUGCUAAGUACUUCUGCGCUGGUAUGCUCGACAUCGCGAAGUACGGCCACUAUGCCCUCAACGUUCCCCUCUACUCCCACUUUACCUCCCCGAUUCGUCGCUAUGCGGACAUCUUAGUCCAUCGUCAACUCGACGCCAUCCUUCAGGGCGGCUCGGAACCCAAGUUCAACAUGGAUCGUGACGCAGUCGCCAAGGUCGCACAGCAAUGCAACAUCAAGAGAGACUCGGCUAAGCUCGCGCAGGAGCAAUCCGCGCACUUGUACCUGUGUGUUCUCGUAUCCGACCUCACGCAGCGCUACGGCCCUGUCAUCCGUCAGGCGAAGGUCAUCGGCGUGUUGGACGCCGCUUUCGAUGUCCUCGUACCUGAAUUCGGUAUCGAGAAGCGUGUCCACGUUGACCAAAUGCCCAUUGAUAAUCACGUCUACGAUGAGCACACUCACACGCUCCAGAUCUACUGGUCGACGCGCGAUGUGAUCACCUGGCUCGCAGAGAACAGCGAUGAUGAGCAUCUCAAGAAGGUGAAGCAGAACGCCGAGCAGCACGCGGUCAAGAUGGAAGUCGCCUCUCGCUCUGUCCACGACGAGAAGGCGCUCUUCGACGAGGACGACAACGAAGAGGACGAGAUCGUCCUCGGCCGCGCCAACGACCAGGAAGAUGACGUCAAGGAUUCCAAGCAGCGCCUGCUCUCGAAGCAGAAGCUGCCGCCCACUUUCGAAGGCUUGAGGACCCUUCCCUCAGGCCACAGGAUCCAGGAGAUCCGCGAGCUCCAGACUGUCCCGGUCAUCGUCACCGCCGACCUUACUAAGAGCCCUCCUGUCAUCAAGGUCUACAGCGUCAACCCUUACGCUCAAGAAGAGAAGAAGCAGACCGCUUGAACAAUGUGUCUCGCUCUUCGCUGUUCAUGUCCUUCUUCAAGGGGGGUUCUUGUACGAUAUGUGUCGAAGUAGCUCAUGCGUCCCAUUCUCCUAACGUCUUCCAUGUCCCAUCGUGUUUCUGUACGGUGUUGUACUUCCAUUCUUCCCCAGCAGUGCUGCCGCCUUCCCCCGCGCGUUGUGUAGCUUGUCCGGCCUACCGCGUUCAGUCUCUCGUCCUCACCAUGCGUCUUCGUCGCAGCUGCUGUGCCUGUACUAUGGGAUCUUUCUGCUCGUGGAUCGUUCGAAUGUGUAUGCUGUUUGACCCUACAAAUGAUUGUGUGAC